AUCCAAAUAAGAAACCAUGAAUCAUAAAAUCCAAGACAAACAAAGAAGAAAGGAAGGAAUCUUACACUCUUCGGUGAAAGUGAGGUUUAGGAGAAAUCUCGCUGGAGUUGAAUGAGAUUCUCGUUCUCUUCGGGUGUGAAAGGUUGGGAAUUUGCAGAUGAGGUUUGAUUGUGCUGUUGGAUUGUUGUAAUAUUAUUAUAAUUGUAAUUCAAAACGAUAAAAUUAAGGGCAAACGAGGAUGCCCAGAAGCUUAUCUCGCUCGCCGUCGUAUCGAAGAAGGUACUCUCCGUCGCCUGUCCGUCACCGCUAUAGCAGAAGAAGCAGAAGAGACCGCAGCCGCUCUUCUUAUACCAGGAGAAGAAGUCGUUCCAAUUCCCGCCAUAGAAGUCGUUCGCCAAGUUAUAGGCGUCGAAAAAGUAGGUCUCAAACACCUCAGCGUCAUAGAAGAAGGACGAGUAGGAGUGACUCCUUGUCACCUUCACUGAAGUCUCAAAGUCCAAGCAUUCCAUCAACUGAGCGAAAAAGUGCGAAUGAGAAACUUAAGAAAGAGGAGGAAGAAAAGAAAAGGCGUCAGCAGGAGGCAGAAUUAAGACUACUAGAGGAAGAGACCGCUAGGAGAUUGGAGGAAGCUAUUCAAAAAAAUAUUGAGGAAAGGUUAAGCUCAGAGGAAGUUAGGUUAGAAAUAGAGCGCCGAAUAGAAGGAGGUCGAAAGACAUUGUUUGACAAUGUUGUAGCUCAAUUGGCAAAAGAGAAAGAAGCUGCGCUUGUUGACGCAAGACGGAAAGAAGAACAAGCUCGAAAAGAGAGAGAGGAACUGGAUAAGAUGCUGGAAGAGAAUAGGAGAAGAGUGGAAGAGGCACAGAGAAGCUUAGCUUUAGAGCUGCUGCGAAAAGAGGAGGAGCGCUAUCGAGAAUUGGAGCUGAUUCAAAGACAAAAAGAAGAGGCUGCUCGGAGGAAAAAGCUCGAAGAGGAAGAUGAACGCGCGAACCAGAUGAAGAUGUUGGGUAAAAAAAGAUCUCAGCAGAAAUCUUCCUAUGGAGUUGGAUUAUAAUGUAUUUUUUUCAGAUGCCUUAGCGGAAUGAUGAGCAAUGGCUUGCAACUGAUUUCUGCCAUCUGAGAAUGUGGAUAGAUAUCCUAAUAUCUAGGAGCCGCACCUAUGAGACUAGGCUCCAGUUUAUUGACCCCAUGUUUGGUGUGAUGCAUUUUGUCUUGCAGCCCAACUUUUAUGCCAUUGGAUUUCAACACUUUUCAUCAUGAACUACAUUAGUGCCUGUCAACCUGAAGUUGAGUAUACGCGAUUAUUGCAGCUUGUUUCAACACGGUCACGGUCCCAUGUUAAUACUGCUCUCGAAUUAAUCAUUUCUAUCGAUACUUGUUUUGUAGAGAAAUGAAGUCAUGAAAGUGAUGGAGGCUUUGUGAUUCUUCUCUUGAUGAUAGAGUUAGGUCUCAUAUCAACAUCUAUAUAUGACCAGCUAUUUAUUUUCUAAAAGUUAUUAUGAGUUCAAAUAACAAGCAACACUUAUGACUUCUGCUGCCUUGUACUAUUGCCGAGUCUGGCAGGAACGAUUGGGCUGUUGUUCUACAAUGAUAUGACAGACACAUUCCUUUGUUUU
This is a messenger RNA of Tripterygium wilfordii, 1613 nucleotides long. RefSeq lists its product as uncharacterized. The record is from RefSeq and is a predicted model, not a curated record. Lineage: Eukaryota; Viridiplantae; Streptophyta; Magnoliopsida; Celastrales; Celastraceae. Gene Ontology annotation, cellular component: nucleoplasm; mitochondrion. Gene Ontology annotation, molecular function: cadherin binding. Bases 239 to 1051 code for a protein of 270 amino acids. The transcript has 5 exons.